Messenger RNA from Punctularia strigosozonata HHB-11173 SS5, 768 nucleotides. RefSeq names its product BSP-domain-containing protein. The transcript has 2 exons. Bases 1 to 768 code for a protein of 255 amino acids. The record is from RefSeq and is a predicted model, not a curated record. NCBI's taxonomy places the organism in Eukaryota, Fungi, Basidiomycota, Agaricomycetes, Corticiales, Punctulariaceae.
AUGCCGCCGCCCCCGCCGAUCCCGCCCACCUGGCCAAUACCCAAAUUCACCUUUCAUGUCGAAGAUGUUGAGCACCGAGGAGCUCUCCUAGUAUUUGAGCAUAUACUCGCGCCGACCGCCCUCCGUGAAGCAGUUAUAUCCGGUACAUCUCUACCUUUACUCCUGAUGCUAUGGUCUUGCGUUGAAGAUCGCAGUUUACGCACAUCUAUAUACACCUCAGACUGUUCCGACGACGUGAGCGACCAGCCCGGAUAUAGCGUCUUUGAUUGCACACUCGCGGUUUCGUUAUCCAGUGCUGAAAUGGUCACCGUGUCCUUCCGGUCCAUGCCAGGUGUCGCCUAUACAACCGGCAGCAGUACCCAUAAAGAGAUUCACGUCUCACUGGAGCACAUCGACAAAUCCGCCUCGCGCGCCCGGGCCGAGAUUCUAGGCGUACUCACGCACGAGAUGGUCCAUUGCUUCCAGUACAACGGCAAGGACAAGUGUCCGGGAGGUUUGAUCGAAGGCAUCGCGGAUUAUGUGCGGUUGCAUGCUGGUCUCGCACCUCCGCAUUGGUCGAAGAAAGUGGGCGAGAACGAUAAAUGGGACUCGGGAUACGAGAAAACAGCGUACUUUCUCGACUGGAUAGAAGCGCGCUCAGGGGAAGGAACUGUGAGGGCGCUGAACCACGCCUUGAGGGACAAGGAGUACACCAGUGAUAUCUUCAUUGACGUCACUGGGUGUGCCCUGGAGCAGCUAUGGGAGGACUAUCGGAUAUCCCAGUCAUGA